AGUGGUGGGAGGCUGUGUGAUGGCGCGUUUCAUAACACUGUCGCGUCUGGGAUCAAAUUGAAAACUCCUUGUCUGUGCAGACAAGACCACCACUGUUAACGUCGGGAUUCACCGUGCUAUUAUAACCCCCUAAAUAUGUGGAAGAUAUAGUGUGUAGUGGUUGUGGUGUUGGUCGCUGAUGGUGUCCAGAGUUGCUUUGUUCUACCAUGAGUGGGAUGUCUGGAAGUAGCAGUGGGUCCAGCACUGGCAGCAACGUCCAGAAAAGGGUUUAUCUUGACUACAAUGCCACAACACCCUUGGCACCGGAGGUUAUGAAAGCAGUGGAGCAGAGCAUGCAUGAAGCAUGGGGUAACCCCAGCUCUGCCCAUGAGGAAGGUGCAAGAGCAAGAACAGUUAUAAACCAGGCUCGUGAUGAUGUAGCCAGGAUGAUUGGUGCCAUGCCUCAGGAUGUUUUGUUUAUGUCUGGUGGCACAGAGGCCAACAAUGUGGUGUUGCACUGUGCUGUGACGCACUUCCGCAAGUGGUGCUUGUCACAAGAGAGCCCCAUAUACCAUCACCUUCGCCCUCAUAUCAUAACCACCAAAGUUGAACAUGAUGCUGUCAAGCUACCAUUGACACACAGAUAUGCAAUUGAGGCUGAUGUAACCUACCUUGGAGUUGAAAACCUGCCUGAAGCUGUAUUAGAGUCUAUCCGACCCUCUACUUGCCUCAUCACAGUCAUGCUGGCCAAUAAUGAAACUGGCAUUAUGUUCUCUGUUGCUCACAUUGGCAGGUUAUUAGCAGAAGUAAACAAGAAGCGUGAAAAUGAAGGAUUGUUCAAGGUCCUCCUCCACACAGAUGCAGCACAGGCUAUUGGGAAAGUUCCUGUGGAUGUGACAGACCUUAAUGUUGACUACUUGACCAUUGUUGGACACAAGUAUUAUGGACCACGGAUUGGUGCUCUGUAUAUCCGUGGAUUGGGCCACAAGACUCCCGUAUACCCAAUGUUUUAUGGGGGAGGUCAGGAGCGGGGUUAUCGACCAGGCACAGAGAACACACCAAUGAUUGCUGGGUUGGGUCGAGCAUCGCUCCUAGUUCAUAACAAUGUUCAAGACUAUUAUGCAUCAAUGAAAAAAACUAGAAACUACAUGGAAAGGCAACUAAAGAAAGUUUUUGGCAACCAAGUAAAGAUCAACUGUGUGGACCCGUGUAUUGCAUCUGACCCGGAGGCGUGUUCUAUACCACCCCGGGGCCCUAAGCAGCAACACUUCAUCUUUCCUCGCCUUCCCAACACAUCAUCAGUUUCGUUCUACUAUAGACAGGUUGCAGGACCAGAUAUUCUACGUCAUUGUCGGCUGGUUCAGGCCAGUUGUGGAGCUGCAUGUCAUGCACACACAGAGCAUCAAAGCAUUCUGGAGGCUUCGGGGGUCUGCUCUUUCCAUGCCUCUCGUACCAUUCGUCUAAGCCUUGGGCGGGACACCACUAUGGAAGAAAUUGACUUGGCCAUCCAGGACAUCAAACAAGCAAUUGAGAAAUUAAUUGGGCGGUCAGUGUGAAUAUUAUGGAGUAUGAAUAACCUCCCGUAAAGUGUGUUAAAGCCUUAACUCUGAAAAGAAGGGAUGGCUUUAGUACACAGUCCAUGUCCUUAUAUGAUGAAUGAUGCUUUGGCAAUCAGAAAAUAGAAACCAGUGUAAAUAUGUGGCCGUUUGAUAUCAUCACACUCAUAGAUAACUACAUUAUGCACUACAAGUAUAAACAUAUUUACUGAGAAGAUUUAUAUAAUUAAAUUACAUCAUGUAUGAGAAGUUGACUCAUUAUAGUUUUAUUAUGAUUUUAUGAAGUUCUAAUUAAAUUUUAUGCAUAACUUAUUUUGGCUAGAUGUAUUGCCAAUUAUGCUACUCAACAUAGAUAUUUAUUGUACCAAGAUUGGAUUAUCUAAUGGUAGGCAUGUUACAUAAUAUAUAUUUUUUUAAUAUUUUCUUGGCAGACUGUGUCUUCAAAAGUAGAGUUUGCUUAAUAAGUUAAAAUUACCACGAAGUGGAUAGGCAAAUUUGUACUUAAAAAUAAAAUUAAUUUUCCAAAUUUUAAUCAUUGCGAUUGGAUAGAGAAACAGUGCAAGUAUAGGUUAAAGCUGAAAGGUGAAAUUCCAUUCUCGACCUCCUGUGUAUUUUAGUCAUGAAAAUUAUUUUGAAACAAUAGUCAGUCUUCAGUAUGCAUCAUUUUUACUUAAAGAAAUAAGAGUUGCAUAAAUAGAGUAAAGUGUACACUUUUUUUUUACUAAUAUUAUUAUUUUCAUAGUUACAACUGGGUGGAUUAAGUUGGGGAACCCCUUCCUGUCACAAAAUUUGAAGAAAAAAUAAUGAACUGCUGUUAGGGGUUUAGUGGUGAGGUGUGAUAAUAUUUUUGGCCACCAGAUUUCAACGUGACAGAACACCUUGGCGGAUAAACUGUGAUAUGUUGUAUUUUGCACACGUGUGUUCUCAUUACCCGUGAUGUGUUACGAGUUGACGUGGAUCUCAGUUGUAAAUAUUGAGAUUUUGACAGACUUGUAUGACAUAACUAUCGCUCAUGAAUUUUCCAUAAUCAAGCAUGGAGAUGACUACACUACAUGGUGGAAAUUAUUAAUAAGUAGAUAUGUUACCUACCAGUGAAAUCACAGGACACAAUAUUGUGAAAUUCAUCGCAUCUGUAAUAGACCUUUAGUUUAGUGCCUCUGUCGUACGUUAAUCAAAUCUUUUAUAUCAUGGUUGAUGGUGAGGUUUUUAGUCUUCUCUGUUAGUUACUUGUCUACUUUUUCUACUUUUUUAGAGGGUUGGACAUUGAAGCUUAUUCUGCAAUCUUUCUCUUUAUAUUCUGGAAUUUUGAGGAUAAUGCAAAUAGUAUCUACAGUUUUAUAUAAGAUUUUUUUGAGAAAAGUGGCUGUGAGGCAAAGCUGACCUGACACUUAGUACUAUCUUGUGCAGAUUUGUAAGUAGGAAGAGGGACCUAGAUGUAACUUCAGAGGUAUAAGGGUUCAUUGUCUUUGCACCCUGUUGUAAUCCGUUGAGUAAGCUGGCAUAACCCCUUGUAGAAGGUGGCUUAACCUCUUGUAUAUAGUGGAUUAACCCCUUGAACAAAACGGUUUAACCCCUUGAACAAGUUGUUUUAACCCCUUGAGUAAGUUGGUUUAACCCCUUGAGUAAGAUGAUUUAACCCCUUGAGCAAGUUGGUUUAACCCCUUGAUUGUGAUAACUUCACCCCCUCGGUACAAUAUCAUUCUUAUUCAAGGGUUGAGUCACCAAGCUCAAGGGUUAUGUCACUACAAAAUGGAAUGGAUCAUCACAUUCAAAGCAUCCAAGAAAACCAUUUUUGCCUUACAUUUGGUACAUCUGGCUUUUUUGUGAUCUAAGUACUUCUGUUAUAAAUUUUAAGAAAGUGUCUUUGGUUUUUUAGAUGAAAUCCAUAACAUUUUCACCAAUUUACUGCAAAUAUGAAACACAUAUCCUUUGCAUCAUGUGAUAUACUUUAUUUUGUGGUGUUGCUCCUGAGUGACUUUGUUAGAAAUUCUUUUUUAAAUACAUUUUUCAAGCCUUUUGCCACUGAAUGCAGAGCAGCCAAAAACAAGAGCUGAUACACACACUCACAUAUAUUUCACUGUUAAUCAUUCCUACUGCUUCUUCCAUUCCUUGAGUAUUUAAGCAAUGCUUCAGCUGAUUUGCUUUAAAUUUGAAACACAUCUGGUGUGUAUAUAAAUUGCUUCAAAAUACAUUUUUACUUUAUAAUCUCGAACUUUAUCUAUAAAAUCAUUUCAUUAGACUAGCAAUAUCAUGGUACAUAAAACUAGGGAUGGGGGAUAUUGCCUUAAUUACUUUUCUUUAUCAGUCAAGCUAUAGCUUGUUACUGAUGGAGUAAGCUUGAUAAUUUACCCCAAGAAAGGGUAAGAGAAGAGGCAUUCCUUUUUGUUUUUUUGAUGUAGAUAUGUGUGACCUUGUUAAUGACUUAUGGAGAUGUUUAUCAGGACUACUGGAACUUUUAAUUUUAUUAAGCAUAAAUGUCUUGUGAUACAGUUUUUUAUACGACUUUUAUCUUAAAAUUGUACAACUUACAUAUCUUCCAUUUGAUAAUGUUGAUAGAAGGUAACAUUGGAAAAUUAUGUAACUCAUGUUUCUGUAGGCUACCAUUUCUGUGCUAUGUUGUUUUAAUUAGAUUUUUAUUCGCCUGCUUGUAAUGCACCUGUAAAGGAAACUUGUUUAUCUGCAAACUUAUGGAUUUGCUACUCUAACUUUUGUUUCCUAAGACCGAUUCCUUUUAACCUAUGUGAUAGUGUUACCCAUGUGAAAGUUUAGGUCAUGUUUAAGUUGGACAAUUCUAGCUCUUUUCAAUUCCAAGGUUAUGCUUCUCAAAUUUACACUUACUAAAGGAAAUUGCAUAUCUUUUCACUUGUUCAAGACUGGCUCACUAUAGUAUAGGGGGACCAGGAUCAAGAGAACACACACACACACACACACACACACACACACACACACACACACACACACACACACACACACACACACACACUUACUUUUCCCCAUAAUUUGCUCCAAUUCACUUAUUGCUGUAGUGUGUUCUGCUUUAGUAUUCCCAUCCUACAACAGGCCCCUGUUGUAACCCAAUAGCUUCAAUCUGGGUUUUGGAACAAAGGCUUCUUUUAUUUAAUAAGAUAAAUAAUUUAUUUGAUUUUGGUUAAUCUCUAUACCUACAGUAUUUGUAUUCAUUCUUUCAAUCAUAGUUGCUUUAAUUUGUCCCAUUUCUUUCAUGAUAUACAGUAGGUAAGUGACGUACCCCAUGAUUCCAGUGUUUAUAUGACUCCAUUUUGGCUUUCUACGUAAACAACAAGUUAAAACCAUGUACAGUACAGUACAGUACUGUAUAUUACUCUCAUGAAUUCUGUUUGAAUGGAUACAGUUUUAUACUUGAUUCUAUGGCAGCUGCCACUUAACUACAGGCUAUGAACAGUUAUCAUAAUAUUUUUUCUUUAUAAAAUGGUAAAAUAUUAUAUACAGCAUAAUUUAAGUAUAAACAUGUAGCAAAAAAAAAAUCACUAGAAUGCCAUAACUGGAACUCAUAGGUAAUACAUAAAGAUAACAAGAAGCCCACAGGACAUACAGUACUGAGGUGGCUUAAAUUUAUUUGUUUAGUAUGUUUACAGUAUAAAGUUUGUUUUCAUAUGCAUUUAACUUAUACAGCACAGUUAAAUAAUAAUUAAACAAUAUACAUCUGUAUUGUACUUCAAAGUACAGAUGAUAAAAACUUAGAAAAUCAGAAUACAGUACAGUACUGUACUCUCAUGAAACAGGUGAACAAAGUGAAAUUCCUCAUGGGCAGUUCCCAGAUGACACUUACAGAAUUCAUUUAAGUGAUUUAUCAACAUUUAUUGAAAUGGUUAUUUUAAUUCAUCAUUUUAUGGUGAUUGUCUUUAAAAGUUGGAGCUUUUUAUUAAUAUGUAUGACAAAUCUUUAAGAAAAGAUGCAUCUGGUAGAUUCUUUUUCCCAUUAAAAAUAAACAUGUUAUUUGCAUGGGUCACAGCUCGAGCAUCUUAGAAUUUUGGAAUAAGAAUUAAGUACUUGAUUGAAAAGACUCGUAAACUCCCCCCCAAGUCUUAUUCUCACUUACUGCAGUGUAUCAUUGGCAUCAUGAGAAACUGUCCCUUUAGUUUAUAAUAAUCUUUGAUUUGUUGUGAAUUUAUCCAGUAAAAACUCAUAUAGUACAUGCAGACAUGUACAAACAUUUACUGUAAUGCUUAUUUCCCACAUGGUCCUUUUAAUGACUGGUGGGUUUGUCCAGUAUUGACUUGUAGAAGAAAACAGUUACAGCCAUAUAUCUGAAAGAAGAAAUUGAAAUCUCUGCUCCCAGGUUUUCUUAUUAUUUUCUGUCUGUUAUCUUUACAUCUAGUUUGUAUAGGGUGGCUCAAGAUAGUGUUUUCUGAAAUAUUUAUAAUGAACUGAGUCUUCAAGGAUGUUGACAAAGUUGACUGAUGAUGGUGAAAAUUCAGGUGCAACACAGUCAAGGGCUUUGGGAAAACCCUUUAUACUGUAUUUUAAAUGUUUUUCAUUGUACAGUAUACUGUACAAUAUGUUGGUCCUAGUGAUGAAUUAGGUAGGUAUUCCAAUUGCUUAAUUUGAUUCUCUAACUUGAUUGUGUGUUAAAAGUUUCUAUUCCAGUCUCUGUGAAGGUGUGAGUCUAAUAAGACAUGAUUAUACUAUAAUGACAUUUGAAUCUUUGGAGCAAUGUAUUGAACAUAUGAAAUGGUUGACACUUUUUUUCUACCACCAUAAACAUCAUUUCAUAAUCCUAUUUAUCAGCUGUAGGCUAAUUAUUUUCAGCACCCCUUUCUUUUUUAUUAUUAUAAAAGGACAAAAUUUGUGGUUGAACCACCGAGCCUUAUCAUUGAUUUUUAUGUUAAGGAUUUGCUGCUUCAGUUGUCACACAUUGAUUUUUUAUCUGUAAAAGUGUUGUAAUAUGCUAAUUUUUAAGGAAAUUUAUUUAUGUAUUUUUGUGAGGUGUCAUAAUUUGAUAGAAUAAUUUUGUGUAAUUUAAUGAUGAUGCUGAAACAGCAAUAGUUGUGUACCUUUAGAGUAAUGCAUCAUAAAACUGCCAUUAGAUGUUAACUAUUACCACUGUUUAUAUCAAUUGUUAAUGAUAAGUGUGCAACAUCAUCGUGACAGUCUAAAAGAAUUAAUAAAAAAAAAUAUAAUUACUUUGAGAUGCAGUGAGGGAUCUGGCAUCAAGUGUAGAUUAGCUUUCACAAAGAAUCACAGUAGUAUUGCUUACAUGAAGAUUUUGCUCAAGUAAUUUGAGGAGCUUUUCUGAAAAAUUUAUUAGUCAGCAGAAUUUUAUUCCCCAGUUUUCUAACAGAAUUGCUUGCCUGUUUGCUUGUGUAGUGCUUUCCUUGUGAUCUCAGUUUAUCAUCUAUGAAAAGAGGUACAUAAUAUGGUAGUAAAUAUCACCGCACAAAUAACUUGCCACAAUUUUUUACAUUUUGCCAAAAGUCUCCCAUGUGGUAGAGAGAAGAAAAUCCUGGUAUUUUGAUUUUUUUUUUUAUUAAUACAGGUACCUGUUGUCUGGUUUAGGCAGAAUUCCUUGGGAAAAUGGUUUUGAUGGAUUGUGCAAGUUACUGCAUUGUGUAAAACUAGAAUAUACAAUCAAAAGGUUUGUUAUAAUCAGUCAUACCAUAUUUGCUGUGGAAACUCUAGUGUUUAAAACUUUGUGAACUGUUUAACUGAUGUGGUUUAUUGAAAGAAGCUAUUUUUGUAAUGAAUAUUCUCAAUGUCUUGAAAUAUGUAGACAUGCUGCUUAUGACUUGUGAUAGGUUUCUCUAGUAGAUGUGCUUGCUUAAAGCAGUAGUUAUGAUUUGUAUUCAAUUAAGGAACACCAUUGUGUCAUAUUUAUUAUACAUUUGUUCAACGAUGGGUUGAUCUUCGUGAUUGUAACGUUACUGGAGUUUUUACUGUGAUUACUGUUUGGGCUUUUUUGUAGUUUAUGACAAACAAUGGUGUUCUGCUUCUGCUUGGAUUGACCUCCAGCUGCAAUGACCAGUAGAGUGGCCUCAAGUUGCUCUCCUGGUGACUUCCAGCCAGGGUGUCAUCUACGGCGUGUCUCCAGGAGGCCAGAACGUUUAGAGCUGUGAUCGUUUGUUGGUUCAGUCUUCCAGUAUAUUGAGGAGUAGGCAGAGUUUGAGUGUUUUGUACCACUAUACAUCACAGUAAAACAAUUAUUUAGCUCACAGGACCACAACGCUUUUAAAUGAUCAGGAAACAUCAUCUUUUAGUGUAGUUCACAAGUUGGUGAAAAAAGUUUUUAUGUGUUUUAAAAUUGAAUUUCUAAUUUGUGUGGAUCUCCAGGUGACUGGGCAAUAAACAGAUCUUGUGUAAAAUGAGGCAGAUUGUAUAGUUAAUAGUUGAAAUAAUCCUUGUUAUGUGCAAAACAAGGAUUAAUUCAGAGAUUGUCAAACAUGGUGACGAUGGUACUGGACUUGCCUUUUUUUGUUAAAAUAAUUGGAAUUGAGUUACUGUGCCAUAAUAUAUGUGUGAAAAACUAUGAAGUUACUCUAAUAAGACUAUGGUGAGAUUGUAGUUGAGAGAGUUUAUUAUUUCCAGUGAUUUGUUCACAUUGUUUGACUCAUGUAUUUUUAUGCCCUAGAAAAUGCAGAGCAUGAUCCUUGGGAUUGUUAUACUGUACUGUAUUUAUGAGUAUGGAAAAUUAAUGAUUAUCAAAAAUUUUAACAUGAACUUUUAUGUGACUAGUUGCAAAACUGUUAUGGUGCUAGAAAUACCUUCAUAAGAUCCAUAGAAAUUAAAAAGUUCUUGUUGUAUAAAUAAAUUUUCAAUAAUUUUUAUUACAUGUACAGUACAGUGUAACUGUUCAGUGAUUGAAUGGACUUGAGCAUGUAGUUAUGGCAGAGUAAAACUUGAGCUUCAUUCCAAAUUCAGGAUCUCUUGCUCCGUGUGGUAAUAGGUUCAUCAAGUCUAUAAAAGUAUUGAUAUAGGCCAAGUCAGAACAGGGUACAGUAUUGGUUAAAGUUGUGGAGUUGGGAGUACAGUACAGUAGAUUUAACAUGCACUAUUAUGUUGAGGUGUGUCACCAUUUAGUUAUUUUUCUUUUAAUUGUUAAAGCUCUCAAAUUCUGUAAUUUAUAUUUGACCAGAAAAUACUGGUUUGUAAACUUUCCAUGUAAGAACUAAGAAUUUAGAAUGAAUGAAGCAACUGUGGUGCUAUUUAUUGUGUUCAACUGUGGUGUGGGAGGGUCACAAGGCAACCCAGGUGCUGGAGAAGGUCUGUCAGCAAUAUCUCUUGGAGGAAAGGUUUUUAAGUUUUUAAACAAGAAAAUAUUGUAGGUUUUGAAGUUAACUUUUGCCAAGAUUGCUUAUUAAAUGAAGCACAUGACACAAAACACUACACAACACACACACACAUACCUUUUUAAAGCCUUUCCUCUGAGCUUGAUGAUGGAUGAGCGAGGACAUUCCAAACAUCGCUACCUGAAGAGUGUUAAUGGUGCAAAGGCACCCUAAGCAAGUGCUAGAAUGUUUUCUGAGAGUUAUGGUUUGUGGCACCCUGUGAUUGUUUAUACUGUACAUGGUGAAAAAUUCACAUUUGUGUAUAAUUAUACACAAAAACAUCAGCUCACAUAUACAUGCUGUUAUAACUUUUCUUUGUAAAAAAAAAAAACUUUAUUGUGGCAACUGUAAAUAAUUGCCCCACGUUUGAUUUUAUGGGUACAGUAUUAGAUUGUUAAGUAUAAUCUCUCACAGGGCGUGCGGAGUCGCUAGUCUAUGGGGUGAAUGGGAUGUUGUAAACAUUCCCAGCCACCAAGCCCAAAUUCUAAAGCAAUACUUGGAUGAGCUUCUGAAUAUAACAGUAAGCCAGUAAAAAUAACUGGGCUCCUCUAGUGGUGUUUCAGAAUUUGGGUAGCUGUCUCAGGUGAAGCAUGGGACACUAAACAGUUGUAGUUGUACUGCUAAAUAAAGCACUCAGUGUGAA
Molecule: messenger RNA, 9479 nt
Organism: Homarus americanus (American lobster)
Lineage: Eukaryota; Metazoa; Arthropoda; Malacostraca; Decapoda; Nephropidae
Product: selenocysteine lyase-like
Exons: 9
Coding region: 207-1535 (442 amino acids)
Source: RefSeq, a predicted model, not a curated record